Molecule: messenger RNA, 2066 nt
Organism: Lagopus leucura (white-tailed ptarmigan)
Lineage: Eukaryota; Metazoa; Chordata; Aves; Galliformes; Phasianidae
Gene: GPRIN2
Product: G protein regulated inducer of neurite outgrowth 2
Exons: 1
Coding region: 7-1821 (604 amino acids)
Biological process (GO): neuron projection development
Cellular component (GO): plasma membrane
Source: RefSeq, a predicted model, not a curated record
UUUGCCAUGUCAGCUGACAGCCACCAGCUCCACACUCAUUCCCACAAGGACAUGCUAAGUUCUACUUGUCAUGGUCUCUUGAAUGUCAAUAGUCACCCCUUGUCAAAAAGCUCCUCGAGUCUCAUUUGUGCUGGGCAUUCAAGUUUGGAAUGGCAAAACAACAAACAGGAGCUUAAGAAAAGCCACAGCAGCACUGUCUGCCAAACCCUGGGACAUGAGAGCGAUGCCAGAAGUGUACCAAGUCCUAGAUGGUCCUUCUCACAGUCUGGGUUGAUGGGACUUGACUCAGUGGUCCAAACCAUGAACAGUCAGUCACCCGAUAACAAUUCACAGAGCAGAUCUAAGACUACAAACCAUUUUCUUAUCAUUGAACAGUCCUCACCAUCCUGGGAAGUGGGUGACACUAAGAUGUGUGUAAAGAGCAGUACUGUUGAGAAUGUUUCUUCAGCCUGUUUUAAGCACCAGCAAAGCAUGGGUAAAAUGGAUGAACCAAGAGCUGCUCUCCAGAGGAGCCACUCAGACCUAACCUGCAGUUGCAAACAGCAGAGUUAUGUCACUCACAUAGAAACCAGUGCUACUGAUUCAAGCCUUAGCUCUUCCAGCAGCAGGCACGGUCCAUCAGUGGUGAAGAUGUCUUUCCAAGCAGAAAGAUAUGGAUCAGAAAUAAAUGAAAAUACUCACUAUCAAAACCUUGUGACUCAUCUUCCAGCUCUACCUAUAGACCAAAAAGUACCCACAAAUACCUUUGACAGUGGUGGUAUUCCACAUAAUUCAACUGUUUACACAGAUCCUGGAAGAUUUCACAGUGCUGUUCUAGGACCCCACAUGCCUGGAAACAGUUUCUCCAACAGGACAAUUCUCAGUCAAGCCACUGGAAUUAUUCAUGGUGGUCUGACUUACAGUAAUAUUCCAAACUCCGCAUAUUCACCAAUGGUGAUGGCAGUUCAUAACAAUUCUGCAGUGCCCUGUAAUAUAAGGCAGGACUCUUGUAUGAAAGUAGAUGCCACUGUCCCUGCCUAUUGCCAUUCUUUGCCCAUACCAUCUAUACAGCUUGUUCCACGGUUAGUAUGCUCAGUUAGCGAGUCGGGAAAAGAGCAAGCAGCACCUGGCUAUCUUCAUUCCUUUUCCACUUCAGACAUUCUGACCUAUCCUAAGCUUGUGUCUUCAGUAAGUGAAUCAGGCCUGGAUGCCAAGAGAGUCCUGAAGUGCUGUAGCAUUCCUGGAGAACAACUACAACAUGCUCCGCACUGCACUCAGCUGGAUAGAGCUUCUCCAGAAACACAGACUGCUUGUGUUGCUUUUAGCAGCCAGCUAACAACAGACAUAGCAAUGAAAACUAAAGAUAUGUGGACUAUGACCUCUGCAAAUGAUUUAACCAAGGGACUCAAACCGGCUCUUGAACGCAGAGAUGCCGAGGUACAAACUCUCCCAACUAUGGAAUGCAAAUCUGUUGCAACAAGCCCAGCGGCUGCAGCAGAAAGCCACUCACAUGUGUUCCCAGAGGUCAACCUGGAGCAAGACUUGGAGGCCCCCAAGUCUCCGGUACGGGAAGUGAGAUGGGAUGAUGAAGGAAUGACAUGGGAAGUGUAUGGGGCAUCUGUGGAUCCAGAAGUCCUUGGUUUAGCCAUUCAAAAACAUCUUGAGAUUCAAAUAGAACAAUUCCAGACAGAGCCUGUUCAACAGACUGGGAAAAACAAAGAGGAUCCUCUCAACAAGGAGCCAUCUUCUGACAAAAUGGAGAAGAAAAGACCGUUCAGAACAAUGAUGCAUUCUCUGAGAUAUCCGAGCUGUUGUGCUCGAUCAAGUAGUGCAACGGAGUGAGCGUAGCUCUAGGACAGCCACAGCCACGUUGGGGUUUUUUUGUUUGUUUGUUUUCUCAGUUGUAAAUAAAUGCUGUCUCUCAAGCGUUAACACAGUGCAUGUGGACAAUCCGCUUAUGGAUAAGUGGGAAAAGUUCAGUGGCCAUCAAAAAGCAAAGCAUGGAAAAACCCACAGUUGGGCUACGUAACAGAGGACACAUGGUUGUAUCUUCAUCAUGCCAUCUGAUUGUGUUGACAGUAUUUAAU